Camarhynchus parvulus is the source of this 1801-nucleotide messenger RNA. Its product is annotated as A-kinase anchor protein 8-like. The record is from RefSeq and is a predicted model, not a curated record. Gene Ontology annotation, cellular component: nucleus; nuclear matrix. The annotation marks the transcript as partial. The transcript has 14 exons. Lineage: Eukaryota; Metazoa; Chordata; Aves; Passeriformes; Thraupidae. Gene Ontology annotation, molecular function: protein kinase A regulatory subunit binding; DNA binding.
CGCGAGGGGGCGGGGCCGGCGCGGCGCCGUUACCGCCCGGGAAAGGGGAGGAGGCGCCGCCAUCAUGAGCUACGGGUACGGAGAUUGGAAUUCGGGCUCGAGCAGAGGGUACGAGGGCUAUGGCUACGGCUACGGCCACGAGGGCUCCGGGGGCUUCGGCUUCGGAGGGGCCGCCGGCAAUUCCUGGGAUUUGGGCAAUUCCGACCCCGACGGGGCCCCCGAGGGCGGAGACGGCGCCGGGAAACAGCGGCAGGAACCGGGGAGCACCGGGAUGCACGCCGAGGCCGAGGGGCUGCAGGGACGGGGCUACGGGGCCGGCCCCGACAGGUACGAUCCCUACGACUCCUACGGCGACUCCCGCGUGAGCGACCACCGGGAUCUGUACCGGGCGUCCUUCGACUACCCGGGGAUUACCCCAACGAUUAUCCCGGGGAUUACCCCAACGAUUAUCCCAACGAUUAUCCGGAAUAUCCCAACGAUUAUCCCAACGAUUAUCCUGAAUAUCCCAACGAUUACCCCAACGAUUACCCCAACGAUUACCCCAACGAUUAUCACGAUUAUCCCAACAAUUAUCACGAUUAUCCCAACGAUUAUCCCGGCGAUUUCCCCACCGAACCGGAUCCCGACUCCUCCUCGGGCGUUUCUACGGCCGCCCCCAUGCCCGGGAGCAGCAAUUCCAGGGCAAAUUCCGGGACGGUUUCGGCUCCCGGGGGGGUUGGGGGGGCCGGGACCGGGGCGCAUUCCCGGGGUUCCCGGCGGCCUGCUGCCCCCGCUGCCCCCGGCGCCGCUGCUGCCGCCCGAGGCCUCGCGCGCCCGCGGCCUCAAGAGGAUGCGCAGGGGCUGCAAGCUCUGGGACGCCGACUGCAGGCCCCAGCGCAAGCGGCCCCGCCGGGACUCCCUGGGGCGGCGGCGGCCGCAGCCGGGCGGACGGACGGACGGACACGGGCGGACGGACGGGUCGGACAACUCCAGCUCCGACAACGAGGAAGGCACGGAGGGAGAAUCCGGAGAAAAGGAAGAAUCCAGAGGGGAAGGGGAGGAUGAAGAGGGAAGAGAUUCUGAGAAAGGAGCCCUGAGCAACGCUGAGGAGAAUCCCCAGCCCAGGCCGCGGCUCCCGGGCGGCCGCAAAGCCCAGGAGCGGCAGAAGAAGCGGCACCGGGACCGCAUGGUCGAGAGGAUCCAGUUCGUUUGCUCUCUCUGCAAGUUCCGUACGUUCUUUGAGGACGACAUCCGGCAGCACCUGGAGAGCAAAUUCCACCGGGAGCACUUCCAGUUCGUGGGCACCAAGCUGCCCCAGCAGACGGCCCAGUUCCUGCAGGUAGGAGUGGCCAACAAGACGCGGAAGACGGAGGAGCGGCGCCGCGGGAUCCGGGACAUCAACGCCGUCAUCCAGCAGAUCCAGAGGGAGCAGGACCUGACCCAGGAGCUGGGCCUGGAGCAUUUCCUGCGCAAGGUGGAGGCCGCUCACUGCUCCGCCUGCGACCUCCUGAUCCCCAUGCACUUCGGCUCCAUCCAGAGGCACCUGAGAUCCCUGGAUCACAACCACAACCGCAGGGCCAUGCUGGAGCAGUCCAAGCGAGCGUCGCUGGCGGUGGCGCGGAGCAUCCUCAACAACAAACUGAUCAGCAAAAAGCUGGAAAAGUUCCUGCAGGGGGAAAAUCCCUUCACGGACGAUGCCGAGGAAAAGGAGGAGCACGAGGAAGGAGCAGGGGAGGAAAAUCCCCAAAAUCCCCCGGAAAAUCCCCAAAAUCCUGAAAAUCCCCCGGAAAAUCCCCAAAAUCCUGAAAAUCCCACGGAAAAU